AGGAUUCAAAGUGCACACAAACAAGCCACAGCACACAUACGUGUUAGUUGACAUUAGCCAAUUAAAGGACAAACUUCUGUCUUUUGCUUUCACACUUCUUCCUGUUACAGCUAAAGCUGCAUUAUUUCUGGCCAUGUGAUCUCUGAGGGCGCACACAGCCAAUCACAAAAUGUGUGUCUCAGGUCCCUCUAGCAGAAGGAAAAAGUGUACAGCAGACUGUAGAGAUCCUGACCUGCAAACUUGAGCAACUAGGAGCAGAAAAGCAGGGGACAUUCUAUGUGGAUUGUGAGACAUACCACACAGCAGGAGCCAGCAUGGGGACACCAGGUCAGGCUGGGAAGCUCCUCUAUGUUAUGCACAAUUCAGAGUACCCUCUCAGUACAUUUGCAUUAUUUGAGAAUGGUCCAUGUCUAGUUGCUGACCUAAACCUGGAUGUGCUUAUGGUAAAGCUUAAGGGAUUCUUCCAGAAUGCGAAAGCCAACAAGAUGGAAACACGUGGCACGCGUUACCAGUACUGUGACUUCUUAGUCAAGAUUGGCACGGUAACAGUGGGACAGAGUGGUCGUGGAAUCACUGUAGAGGUUGAUUACUGUCCAUGUGCUGUGCCAGGCGAUUGUUGGAACUUGAUGGUGGAAUUCAUGCAAAGCUUUAUGGGCAGCCAUGCACCUUCCGUUCCCCCAGUCUUCAGUGCCAAACAUGAUCCCCUAUACACUCCAGCAGACACCAUGGUACAAUACAUGGAACUCCUUAAUAAGAUCCGCAAGCAACAGGUCACAGUGGCUGGGAUGAGGUGAUAUGCAAUGUAUCUCAUCUCAUUAGUUAAAUAUCUUCAUUGUUCAUUGAACUCUGUACCUCCUAAACUCUUUUAUAUCUACAUCAUUGUCUACAAAAAUAAUUUUUCACUGUUUUUUUUAUGAAAGAUGUUAAAAAUGUUCUUUAAUUUGUCUAAAGAUGCUUUGCUUCAGAAAACCCUGUAAUAUGGGUACAGUGAAAUAAACUGCAUUAUUUAAAUCCACUAAGGUGUUUGCUAAAUGCUUGAUCCCUAUAAGUUUACUUUACUCCCAGUAGUGUUUUGACAUGAAAGUAAGUAUAUGAUGUGGUGUCUUGUACACUUCAAAACAAAAAAAAAUAAACAUUAUUACCACUGCUGCAAUAAGUAAUAAAUCCUGCUUUCUAAUGA
Messenger RNA from Xenopus tropicalis (tropical clawed frog), 1180 nucleotides. It is a transcript of the gene med20, whose product is annotated as mediator complex subunit 20. Gene Ontology annotation, molecular function: transcription coregulator activity. Gene Ontology annotation, cellular component: protein-containing complex; nucleus; mediator complex. The record is from RefSeq and is a predicted model, not a curated record. The coding region runs from base 315 to 794 and encodes 159 amino acids. Lineage: Eukaryota; Metazoa; Chordata; Amphibia; Anura; Pipidae. The transcript has 4 exons. Gene Ontology annotation, biological process: positive regulation of DNA-templated transcription; regulation of transcription by RNA polymerase II.